Molecule: messenger RNA, 1127 nt
Organism: Perca flavescens (yellow perch)
Lineage: Eukaryota; Metazoa; Chordata; Actinopteri; Perciformes; Percidae
Product: pulmonary surfactant-associated protein D
Exons: 5
Coding region: 123-770 (215 amino acids)
Cellular component (GO): multivesicular body
Source: RefSeq, a predicted model, not a curated record
CAUAACCAUCUGUUGUUUACGCUGAACUGAAUUUCUUACAUAUGCACUCACUACGUUCUCGAUCACUUUUCUUUGGAAGAAGCGAAAAGUAGCACAUCCUGCAGAUAACGUCUCGUUAAUCAAUGAGGAUGUUUCUCCUGUUCUGCGUCCUCUGCCUGAUGUCUUCUACUGGCUACAGUCAGCUUCCAGGACCUCCUGGUCCUAAAGGUGACAUAGGAUUUCCUGGGCCACGUGGGAUAGCUGGGCCACCUGGAGCGCCGGGACGGUCUGGACAGCGUGGACAGCGUGGACCGCCUGGACAGCCUGGAUCUGCUGUAUUCUGUGGACGAGGUGUCCCUGGACAGGAACUUGAAACCUUAAAGAACAGCCUCGCUAAGUUAGAGCUGGCCAUGAACUAUGACUUUGUCCGAAGAGUUGGUCAGAAAUACUUUGUGUCCUACAAGAAGAGAGGCUCUUUCUCUACGGCCAUCGAGUUCUGCUCCCAACGAGGCUUAGAGCUGGCUUUGCCCCAGAACGAGGAGGAGAACAACAUACUCACUCAAGUGUUUGGGGAUGAUAACAAAACGGCCUGGAUCAACGUCAACACUAAUAAAGCUGAGGGGAAUUUUGAGGCCGAUAUGAAAAACCGACCUCUGACCUUUACCAAAUGGGGAGAAGGGCAGCCAGACAAAUCCAUCCAGGAUCCAGGCUGCACCAUGCUGUCAGAAAACGCAGUCUGGAGAGUGACACACGAUUGUUCUCUGAAUGCUUACAUCAUUUGCCAGAUUUAGAAAGUUGUUGUAUCCUUGCAAGUCAUGUUUUAAUGUUGCUUUAAACAAAUGUACAGUCUCUAAUAAUAUCCUCUGAAUCAAAAAUAAUGACCUUAAGGUCUGGUUUAGGAACAAUAACUCCAUGUAAUAAUUUCCCACCACCAUCCUUGUGAUGUAUGCCACUCUUUAAAAAAGCCUCUUGAUUGCAUCAGCAAUGUGGCAUUAUUACUCUUAUAACAUAAUAACAUAUUCCUCUACUAAAAAGAAUUUAAGCAAAUUAUUAUAUUAAUACUUUACAUGGCUAUGUAAAAAGUGUAAGAUCUUUUCAAAUAGGAUGUUUUAAAAGCAUACAUGACGCAAUAAAGCAUACAGCAGUGA